Lathyrus oleraceus (garden pea) is the source of this 2229-nucleotide messenger RNA. RefSeq names its product DEAD-box ATP-dependent RNA helicase 36. Gene Ontology annotation, molecular function: nucleic acid binding; ATP binding; RNA helicase activity. The transcript is spliced from 6 exons. NCBI's taxonomy places the organism in Eukaryota, Viridiplantae, Streptophyta, Magnoliopsida, Fabales, Fabaceae. Gene Ontology annotation, cellular component: cytosol. The record is from RefSeq and is a predicted model, not a curated record. The coding region runs from base 233 to 1765 and encodes 510 amino acids.
AUUUUUAAAGUGAGGGUGCCCAGUAUGAAACCUCGUUAUAGGUGCUGCAACUCAGAAAACAGAAAACGCAGGGAGUUGAUAAGAAAAUUUGCUGCUGAUGAAAAAUCAAUUACACUCAAUCGCAAAAGCUAGAAAACAGUAGAUUGAAGACACUGGAACGCUUCUAUUCAGUUUACUCCAAAAACCAGACCCAAAUAAUUUUUAACAGAGCAAUUUAUUUUUGAGCAACACAAUGGAUGAAUCACAACACAUAGUAGACCAAAACUUCCCACUCUUCAAACCAUCUCUCAAACCCUCCAUAAACCAUUCACCCGCCGCCACAAUUAUCCCUCAAAACGACGUCGUUACCCAUGAAAACCCUAACUCCAUCACCGAAAACACCGCCACUUUCUCCGAGCUCGGCUUAUCGGAAUGGGCGGUGAAGACUUGCAAGGAGCUCCGAAUGCGAACUCCACGCCGCGUGCAGCAGUACUGCAUCCCGAAGAUUCUAGAAGGCCGUCACGUGAUUGGAAUCGACGAGACCGGCAGUGGUAAAACAGCUGCGUUUGCGCUUCCUAUACUCCAGCGCCUAGCUGAACAUCCGUUUGGUGUGUUUGCACUCGUGGUGACGCCCACUCGCGAGCUUGCGUUUCAGCUGGCCGAGCAGUUUCGGGCUCUUGGAUCCUCACUCCGCCUCCGUGUUGCGGUGAUUGUCGGUGGUAUGGAUAUGCUUAGACAGACUAAAGAGUUGGUCGCCAGGCCUCACCUUGUUAUAGCUACUCCCGGAAGAAUCAAAGUCUUGCUCAAGGAUAAUCCUGAAAUCGCUCCUGUUUUCUCCCGGACUAAGUUUCUUGUCUUGGAUGAAGCAGAUCGGGUCCUGGAUGUUGGGUUUCAGGAGGAAUUGAAAUUUAUCUUUCAGUGCUUACCAGAAAACCGGCAAAACCUAUUCUUUUCUGCAACCACAACUAGUAAUUUGCAAAAGUUGCGUGAGCGUUAUCAAGAUAAGCUGUAUGCCUUUGAGGCUUAUGAAGGGUUUAAGACAGUUGAAAAGCUUACCCAACAAGCUGUAUUCAUCCCUAAAAAUGUGAAGGAUGUAUAUUUGUUGCAUAUCUUGUCUAAAAUGAAAGAUAUGGGAAUUCGGUCUGCCAUUGUCUUUGUCUCCACUUGCAGAGAUUGUCAUCGUUUAAAUUUAAUGCUGGAAGUACUUGAUCAAGAAGCUGCAGCUCUAUAUUCAUUCAGAUCACAGGCUCAGAGGCUGGAAGCACUUCAUGAAUUUAAAUCAGGAAAGGUUCCUAUAUUACUAGCAACUGAUGUUGCCGGCCGCGGUUUGGAUAUUCCUACAGUUGACCUUGUUAUUAAUUAUGAUGUUCCAAGGAUUCCACGAGAUUAUAUCCAUCGUGUUGGUCGUACUGCAAGAGCAGGUAGAGGGGGACUUGCUCUGAGCCUUGUCACCCAGAAUGAUGUUGAUCUCAUUCGUGAAAUAGAGGCCCUUAUUAAAAGGCAACUUGAUAUGAUUGAAUACAAAGAAAAUGAGGUGCUUUCUCUCAUGAAAAAGGUUUUCAGUGCUAAAAAUGUCGCAAAAAUGAAGAUGAUAGAUGAUGGCUUUGAAGAGAAAGCAAAUGAGCGGAAAAAACAGAAACUGAAAAUGCUAGAAGAAAAAGGAUUAUUAAAGCAAAGUAAGAGAAAAAGAAAUAAAGAAUUUUCAAAGAAAGGAAAUAAACAUGAAAAAGUGGAAGUGGAUGCAUCAGCUGAUAUAGUCUCACUAAAGAAAAGGAGUAAGAGAUAGUAAAUUAUUAUACCUAGGAAUCAAUUCUUAGAAUAAUAGUUUCUCUUAAAGCCGAAAGGGAUUUUGAAGAGUGGAGUGCUUCUUAAUAAGAUACAAAAAUGAAAGACAGAAAAGUCGAGAUAUAUUUUGAAGAAUUGGACAGAGAGGAGCUAAAUCGUAGUAGUUGCAUAUAGUCUGUAUCCGAAUCAGAAGACUGCAGAUUUUGAUUUGCUGCAUCAGAAGAUUGUAUAUUUUGGUUUGGAGUAAUCCUGAGUUUAAUCCAUCAAAUAGAUUAUGCAAAUGACGUGCAAUUUUGGCUAAUCAUGAUACUACUGAUUUUGACUCAUUAAAUUAUUAACAGUGUUUUCCCCUUAGAAUUAUGUUAUAUUUUUUGUGGUUUUGAUUGUAUAAGAUUAUGGCUACUAUUUUUUUGGGAGAUCAUUAUAAUGAGAACAAAUAGGACCAUUAAAAGGACUUCAAGUGAA